AUGGAAUUGGAAAGGAAUCGUCCAUGGCGGCUGGGGGGAGACAGCUUUGGCCUGCGUGACUUGAAGCUCAGGGCCAGCUUACAGUCAAAAUGUGCUGCCAGCCUGUUCUCAAAAUGGGCUAGUUUCGCAAGACCUUUCAGUGCAAAAGCAGCUGGAAAUGAGGUCAUUGGAAUUGAUUUGGGAACUACUAACUCAUGUGUGUCUGUUAUGGAGGGAAAGAAUCCAAAAGUUAUCGAGAAUGCCGAAGGUGCUAGAACAACACCAUCUGCUGUUGCUUUUAAUCAGAAGGGAGAGCGCCUUGUUGGAACUCCUGCCAAGCGCCAAGCUGUAACAAAUCCCCAGAAUACUUUCUUUGGAACAAAGCGCCUGAUCGGACGCCGCUUUGAUGAUCCACAGACACAGAAAGAAACGAAGAUGGUGCCAUGCAAAAUUGUCAGGGCUCCAAAUGGUGAUGCGUGGGUUGAAACAACAGAUGGCAAGCAGUACUCACCAAGCCAGAUGGGUGUGUUUGUGUUGACCAAGAUGAAGGAGACAGCAGAAUCUUACCUUGGAAAAUCUGUCUCCAAGUCUGUGAUAACUGUUCCAGCGUACUUCAAUGACGCGCAGCGUCAGGCCACAAAGGAUGCAGGUCGCAAUCCUGGCCUCGAUGUUGAAAGGAUCAUCAAUGAACCGACAGCCGCUGCUCUGUCUUAUGGAAUGAAUAACAAGGAGGGUUUGAUAGCAGUCUUUGAUCUUGGAGGAGGAACUUUUGAUAUCUCUAUUCUGGAGAUCUCAAAUGGAGUCUUUGAGGAUGCAGGAAUAUCUACUAAAGAUGUGGAUGAGGUACUUCUUGUUGGUGGGAUGACCAGGGUUCCAAAAGUACAGGAGGUGGUCGCUGAAAUUUUUGGAAAGAGCCCAAGCAAAGGAGUCAACCCUGAUGAAGCUGUGGCCAUGGGUGCUGCCAUUCAAGGUGGAAUUCUCCGUGGAGAUGUUAAGGAGCUUCUUCUCCUUGAUGUUACUCCCCUGUCACUUGGUCUUGAGACGCUUGGUGGCAUCUUCACCAGGUUGAUCAACAGGAACACUACAAUUCCUACAAAGAAAAGCCAGGUGUUUUCAACUGCUGCUGACAAUCAAACCCAAGUAGGUAUCCGUGUGCUGCAAGGUGAGCGUGAGAUGGCUGCAGACAACAAGCUCCUGGGUGAAUUUGAUCUCGUUGGCAUUCCACCUGCUCCAAGAGGCAUGCCUCAGAUCGAGCAUCGAGAAGAGAGCUUGGGAGAGUACAGGGACAAGAUUCCGGCUGAGGUUGUGUCCGAGAUUGAGGCAGCCGUCACUGAUCUCCACAAGGAGAUGACCUCGGACGACAUUGAGCAGAUAAAGGCCAAGCUCGACGCUGCAAAUAAGGCCGUCUCAAAGAUCGGAGAGCACAUGUCUGGUGGUGGUGCAGGUGGUUCACAAUCAGGAGGAUGUCAGGGUGGUGGUUACCAGGCUCCUGAGCCCGAGUACGAGGAGGUUAAGAAGUGA
Messenger RNA from Miscanthus lutarioriparius, 1500 nucleotides. The record is from the annotation of a GenBank genome assembly. Lineage: Eukaryota; Viridiplantae; Streptophyta; Magnoliopsida; Poales; Poaceae.